AUGUCUCAAGAUAGCGCCGUGCGGCAUGCAUUUUACUGGGACCUGACCAUGCUGCUCCUGAUGGUGGGAAACCUGAUCAUCAUCCCCGUGGGCAUCACAUUCUUCAAGGAUGAGAACACCACGCCCUGGAUCGUCUUCAACGUGGUGUCCGACACAUUCUUCCUCAUCGACUUGGUCCUCAACUUCCGCACAGGGAUCGUGGUGGAGGACAACACGGAAAUCAUCCUGGACCCGCAGCGCAUUAAGAUGAAGUACCUCAAAAGCUGGUUCGUGGUGGAUUUCAUCUCCUCCAUCCCCGUGGACUACAUCUUCCUCAUCGUGGAGACACGCAUCGACUCGGAGGUCUACAAGACUGCCCGGGCCCUGCGCAUCGUCCGCUUCACCAAGAUCCUCAGCCUGCUGCGCCUCCUGCGUCUCUCCCGCCUCAUUCGCUAUAUUCAUCAGUGGGAGGAGAUCUUCCACAUGACCUAUGACCUGGCCAGCGCUGUGGUGCGCAUCGUGAACCUCAUCGGCAUGAUGCUGCUGCUGUGCCACUGGGACGGCUGCCUGCAGUUCCUGGUGCCCAUGCUGCAGGACUUCCCAGACGACUGCUGGGUCUCCAUCAACCACAUGGUGAACAAUUCCUGGGGGAAGCAGUACUCCUACGCCCUCUUCAAGGCCAUGAGCCACAUGCUAUGUAUCGGCUAUGGACGGCAGGCGCCCGUGGGCAUGUCCGACGUCUGGCUCACCAUGCUCAGCAUGAUCGUGGGCGCCACCUGCUACGCCAUGUUCAUCGGCCACGCCACCGCCCUCAUCCAGUCCCUGGACUCCUCUCGGCGCCAGUACCAGGAGAAGUACAAGCAGGUGGAGCAGUACAUGUCCUUCCACAAGCUCCCGCCGGACACGCGGCAGCGCAUCCACGACUACUACGAGCACCGCUACCAGGGCAAGAUGUUCGACGAGGAGAGCAUCCUGGGCGAGCUGAGCGAGCCGCUGCGGGAGGAGAUCAUCAACUUCAACUGCCGCAAGCUGGUGGCCUCCAUGCCCUUGUUCGCCAAUGCGGACCCCAACUUCGUGACAUCCAUGCUGACCAAGCUGCACUUCGAAGUCUUCCAGCCGGGGGACUACAUCAUCCGCGAGGGCACCAUCGGCAAGAAGAUGUACUUCAUCCAGCACGGCGUGGUCAGCGUGCUCACCAAGGGCAACAAGGAGACCAAGCUGGCUGACGGCUCCUACUUUGGAGAGAUCUGCCUGCUGACACGGGGCCGGCGCACGGCCAGCGUGCGCGCCGACACCUACUGCCGCCUCUACUCGCUGAGCGUGGACAACUUCAACGAGGUGCUGGAGGAGUACCCCAUGAUGCGGCGCGCCUUCGAGACCGUGGCGCUGGACCGCCUGGACCGCAUCGGCAAGAAGAACUCCAUCCUGCUGCACAAAGUCCAGCACGACCUCAACUCGGGCGUCUUCAACUACCAGGAGAACGAGAUCAUCCAGCAGAUCGUGCGGCACGACCGCGAGAUGGCCCACUGCGCGCACCGCGCCCAGGCCGCCGCCGCAGCGCCCUCGCCCGCGCCGCUCAUCUGGACCCCGCUGAUCCAGGCCCCGCUGCAGGCCGCCGCCGCCAACACCCCCGUGGCCAUCGCCCUCACCCACCACCCACGCCUGCCCGCCGCCAUCUUCCGCCCACCCCCGGGGCCCGGGCUGGGCAACCUGGCGGCCGGGCAGACGCCGAGGCACCUGAGGCGGCUGCAGUCGCUGAUCCCGUCGACUCUGGGCGCCGCCUCGCCCGCCAGCAGCCCGUCCCAGGUGGACACGCCGUCCUCGUCCUCCUUCCACAUCCAACAGCUGGCUGGCUUCUCCGCGCCCGCCGGAUUGAGCCCUCUCCUGCCCUCGUCCAGCUCGUCCCCGCCGCCGGGGGCCUGCGGCUCGCCCCCCGCCCCCACUCCGCCCGCCGCCGCCCCCACCGCUGGCCUCAGUCACUUCCACAAGGCGCUGGGCAGCUCCCUGUCCUCCUCCGACUCGCCGCUGCUCACGCCGCUGCAGCCCGGCGCCCACUCCCCGCAGGCCGUCCAGCCGCCGCCACCGCCGGCCCUGCCCGGGCCCGGCGCGGGGGGCAGAGGUGGCCUGGGACUGCUGGAGCACUUCCUGCCGCCUCCGCCCUCGUCCAGGUCCCCUUCGGCCAGCCCCGGGCAGCUCGGCCAGCCUCCGGGGGACUUGUCCCCAGGUCUGGCCGCUGGCCAGCCAAGUACACCAGAGACGCCCCCGCGGCAGCCUGAGCGCACGUGCUUGGUGGCAGGGGCCUCCGGGGGGGCCUCCCCCGUAGCCUUUCCCCCUCGAGGAGGCCCCAGCCCCCCUGGCCACAGCCCAGCCCCCCCCAGAACUUUCCCAAGUGCCCCGCCUCGGGCCUCAGGCUCCCACGGGUCCUUGCUCCUGGCCCCGGUGUCCAGCCCCCCACCUCCCCAGGUUCCCCAGCGCCGGGCUACACCCCCUCUCACCCCAGGCCGCCUCACCCGGGACCUCAAGCUUAUCUCCGCCUCCCAGCCAGCGCUGCCCCAGGACGGGGCGCAGACUCUGCGCAGAGCCUCCCCGCACUCCUCCGGGGAGUCCAUGGCCGCCUUCCCUAUGCUCCCCAGGGCUGGGGGCAGCGGCGGCGGGGGCGGCGGGAGCCUUGGUCCCCUGGGGAGGCCCUAUGGUGCCGCCCCCGGCCAGCAUGUCACUCUGCCCCGGAAGACAUCCUCAGGUUUUUUGCCACCCCCACCGUCUUUGUUUGGGGCAAGAGCCAGCUCUUCUGGGGGUGCCCCUCUGACUGCUGCACCCCAGAGGGAACCGGGUGCCAAGCCUGAGCCAGUGCGCUCCAAACUGCCUUCCAAUCUGUGAGCGGGGCCCUGGCCUCCUCUCCCUCUUCUUUUUCUUUCUUCUCCCUUCUCCCUUCCUUCAGGUUUAACUGAUUAGGAGGUAUACCAGUAUCAAUAAUAAUCACCAUCAAAAGAUCAAAAACAAAACAAAAAAACAGAACCCUCACCAGAAAAACAAAGACAGCAGAACAUAACCAGGUAUUCUUAGAGCUAUCGAUUUUUGGUCACUUGCUUUUAUAGACUAUUUUAAUACUCAGCACUAGAAUCAG
Molecule: messenger RNA, 3103 nt
Organism: Echinops telfairi (small Madagascar hedgehog)
Lineage: Eukaryota; Metazoa; Chordata; Mammalia; Afrosoricida; Tenrecidae
Gene: HCN4
Product: hyperpolarization activated cyclic nucleotide gated potassium channel 4
Exons: 8
Coding region: 1-2856 (951 amino acids)
Biological process (GO): transmembrane transport; potassium ion transport
Cellular component (GO): membrane
Molecular function (GO): voltage-gated potassium channel activity
Source: RefSeq, a predicted model, not a curated record